CAGAGGCUGGGGCCGACAGGGUUACUGUGGGGUGGAUGAGCGGCUGACAUGGCGCCGUCCAGGAGUCUCGCGGUUUCCUUUGCAGUCCUGGUGGUACUGCUUUGGGGGGCUCCUAGGAGCCACGGGCGGCGGAGCGACGUGCGCGUCAUCACGGACGGGAACUGGAAAGAGUUGCUGGAAGGAGAGUGGAUGAUAGAAUUUUAUGCUCCAUGGUGUCCUGCUUGUCAAAAUCUUCAACCAGAAUGGGAAAGUUUUGCUGAAUGGGGAGAAGAUCUUGAGGUUAAUGUUGCAAAAGUAGAUGUCACAGAGCAACCAGGACUGAGUGGACGAUUUAUAAUAACUGCUCUUCCGACUAUUUAUCAUUGUAAAAAUGGUGAAUUUAGGCGUUAUCAGGGCCCAAGGACUAAGAAGGACUUCAUAAAUUUUAUAAGCGAAAAAGAAUGGAAGAAUAUUGAACCUGUUUCAUCAUGGUUUGGUCCAGGUUCUAUUCUGAUGAGUAGUAUGUCAGCACUCUUUCAGCUAUCUAUGUGGAUCAGGACUUGCCAUAACUAUUUUAUUGAAGACCUUGGAUUACCAGUAUGGGGAUCAUAUACGGUUUUUGCUUUAGCAACCCUGCUCUCAGGACUAUUGUUAGGACUUUGUAUGAUAUUUGUGGCAGAUUGCCUCUGUCCUUCAAAAAGGCGCAGACCGCAGCCAUACCCUUCAAAAAAAUUACUACCAGAAUCUUCUCAACCUUUGAAAAAAGUGGAGGAGGAACAAGAGACCGACGAAGGAGAUGUUUCAGAAGAGGAAGCUGAAAGUGAAGCGGGAACAAAGAGCGGCUUUUCAGAGAAUGCCCUAAGACAGCGCUCCGUGGGCCCUUCGCCGCGGAUGGAGGAAUCGUAGUUAGGGUUAUAAAUCUCUUAAUGUUAUGAUUUUGACAGAAACAGAAGAUUGAUAAUUUCUUUUGGUUUGGAGUGAGCUGUGACUUCCUUGUACAUUGCAGGAUUCAAUCUAGAUUGUCAUUAGAUUGAACAGUCUACCUUCAGAAAAUAAGAGUAGCACAAGGUAUAAAGGUUCGAAAUACGAUUUAUGAACAGCAUGGUGGUUUAAGCAGUUCUUUAACCUUUGAAAAAUCUGGUGCCAAGCAAUAAAGUUUGGGUAUGUUUGUUUAAUAAUAACUUGUUUCAAGUCUCAGUUGAGAAUUUACAUUUUCCAAGUAUUGUAUUAUUGAGGUAUUGAAGAAGAGGUAAUAAUGAAUUUACUUUAGAGAAAAAGAUUUCUCAUUUGAUAUGAUUUUUCUCAGUUUCACUGUGUGAAAAAAGAACGUAUUUCCCAUAAAUGGGAAUUUUGCCCAUAUUUUCAAGAAUUGUAUAUUUCAGUGACAGCUCUUUGGUCGUUUUAGAGAUACAGUCCAAAUUUUCCUCAUAUUUUUAGAUUAUGCAACUAAUAAAAACCAUCUUACUUUAAUUACAGUUUUCUACAUAUGAUGGUAAUAACAGGAUAUGCUACUGAUUUGGGCAACUUUUAUUGAUGUUGUCUUGAUUCCUAUAAAGGUUGAUGAUUGCCUCUUUAGUUCCUGUCUGUUCAGUAUGGUUUGCAUUUUUCCUAUUUGCCUUGAGUUACAUUUUUAGUUUUCAAAAUUACAUGGUAAUUUUCUGGAAAUUUUUCCAUGCUUUGGUAAACAGUGCUUUUUGGUUUUGUUUCAAACUGAUAACGUUUACUGAGGGAUCCUUAAAAUUGAAGAGCUAUCUACAGAAUCUUUAGAAUUUUGGCCACUCAUCUCAGAUUCGACAUUAUCCUUGUUGAACCUGUACUUGAACUUUUCUUUUCUUUUUUUGAUGUGAAGUUGAACAUUUCUGAUUUUUAUUUGGUGUUGUGGAAAAGCCUUACAUUUAUAUUUCAAAAGCUCACAGAAGCUUAAUUUGAUGUAAAAUAAAUUUUGCAUUCUACUCAGGAAAAUAUGUGUUUUCAGUGUAUUGUUGUCCCCAUAUACAGAAAGUUCCUAAUUGAUUUUACAAAGUCAGUGUAUGCUUGAGGUUUUUAAAUCAUAUGUUCUUGAAAAGACAAAUCUAUCUUCUGCUGUACUUUCUUGACUUGUGCGGUGUUUGACAGGUGGAAAUCUGCAGGAUGAACAUUAAAUGUAUCUAUAUUUUGUAAAGAAUUAGAACACAGAGUUUUUAGCUUUACAGGAAAGAAGGGGAAGGCAGUGGAGGGACUAUUAGCCACAAGCAUAAAUAUUCCGAAUGAAUCACCUGUUUGUUAUGUAAUAGAUGGUUUCCAUAAUGCCCCCUUUUUUCCAGGUUCUGCUGCAGUGUGAAUUUACUAGAUUUAUAGUAUUAUAAUGUACAACAGUUUUCUUUAAAGUCCUCUGGAGAAUGUUAAAUAUUCCGUCAUUGAAGAGUCUGGAUGUAUAAUAAUUUUGUAAUGCUUUAGAAAAAUAUUCUAAGCACGAAAUAAACUUUUUGAAGCACUUCACUUAAAA
Molecule: messenger RNA, 2464 nt
Organism: Trichechus manatus latirostris (Florida manatee)
Lineage: Eukaryota; Metazoa; Chordata; Mammalia; Sirenia; Trichechidae
Gene: TMX1
Product: thioredoxin related transmembrane protein 1
Exons: 8
Coding region: 49-885 (278 amino acids)
Cellular component (GO): endomembrane system
Molecular function (GO): disulfide oxidoreductase activity
Source: RefSeq, a predicted model, not a curated record